Messenger RNA from Calypte anna (Anna's hummingbird), 1169 nucleotides. RefSeq names its product ceramide synthase 3 (gene CERS3). The transcript is spliced from 11 exons. The coding region runs from base 24 to 1169 and encodes 381 amino acids. Gene Ontology annotation, molecular function: sphingosine N-acyltransferase activity; DNA binding. Gene Ontology annotation, biological process: ceramide biosynthetic process. The record is from RefSeq and is a predicted model, not a curated record. Gene Ontology annotation, cellular component: membrane. NCBI's taxonomy places the organism in Eukaryota, Metazoa, Chordata, Aves, Apodiformes, Trochilidae.
UGGAACAACCUUACACAUGCAGCAUGGCACACAUAUUGAAGACCCUCAACAGCUGGUUCUGGUGGGAGAACAUCUGGAUGCCCAUCAAUUGCACCUGGGCACAUUUUGUGGAUCGUGAUGGCCUUGUUUUUCCCAAGCCCCAUCAGUUAUAUGCCACAAUACCAUAUGCUCUGGUACUCCUGCUUAUCAGAUUCUUCAGUGAAAGAUAUGUUGCUAUACCUCUAGCAAAAGCCUUAGGUAUAAAGAAUGUAAGACGUGUGAAGCCACAGCCUAAUCCUGUUCUAGAGAGUUAUUUCCGGGAGUGCUCCAAACAUCCAUCCCAAUCAGAGAUUCAAGGCCUUGCCAAGAAGUGCAACUGCACAGCUCGUUUGGUGGAAAAGUGGUUCAGGAGACGGCGGAACCUGGAGAUCCCAACGGUGCUUCGGAAAUUUCAGGAAGCUUUCUGGCGAUUUUCAUUCUAUCUUACGUCCUCCAUUGCUGGAUUUAUAUUCCUGUAUGAUAAACCUUGGUUUUACGACAUAUGGCAGACGUGGGUUGGCUAUCCCUUCCAGACUGUGCUGCCGUCCCAGUACUGGUACUACAUGGUCGAGAUUAGUUUUUACUGGUCUCUCAUAUUUACCCUCGGGAUUGACAACAAAAGGAAGGACUUUCUGGCUCAUGUCGUUCACCACUUGGCAGCCAUUGGGUUGAUGAGUGGCUCUUGGUGCGGCAAUUACGUUCGUCUUGGAACCCUGGUGAUGUUUGUGCACGAUACUGCAGAUUUCUGGCUCGAGGCAGCCAAAAUGUUUAAUUACGCUCACUGGGAGAAAACCUGCAAUAUGCUCUUUAUCAUCUUUUCUAUUGCAUUCUUUAUCACAAGAAUCAUCCUGUUCCCCUUCUGGAUACUUCGUGCCACGUUGUAUCUGCCUACCUACUACUCCACCACUCCAGUCAUAGCAUAUUUUUUAUUCAAUGGGAUGCUAUUGAUUCUUCAAGGCUUGCAUUUAUAUUGGGGUUACUUAAUUCUCAAGAUUUUGAGAAGGUUCAUCUUCUUGAAGGACUUAAAAGAUGACCGGAGUGAUGAAGAGGAGGAAGAUUCUGUUACAGACAAUGAAGAGGAGCUCACAAAGAAUGGCAACAAGAAUGGCUGUGGGUCAAGCAAACAUCUCCUAAACAGCACUCACCACUAG